AUGUUGGAGCUUGACUGUCAUUUGACUCUUGAUGGUCAAGUGGUUGUGUCUCAUGACAACUGCCUUUUACGUAUUUGUGGCUGUGAAAUGCUCAUCUCACAGACAGAUUACAAGGAUUUACCAUCGUUAAAACCGGAAUUACCACUAGAUUUUAAUCCCAAUGUGAUUGUUGGUUCACCUGAUCGUCACAUUCCUUUACUGGAAGAAGUUUUCCAAACUUUCCCAAAUAUGCCUAUUAACAUUGACAUUAAAGUUAAUGAUGGCAAUCUUAUAGAAAAGGUUUCAGCCCUUAUCAAAAAGUACAACAGAGAAGAAAUCACAGUUUGGGGAAAUAAACAACAAGCCAUUAGUACCAAGUGUUACAAAUGUAAUCCUAACAUUCCACUGAUUUUCUCUCUGAGGCGAGUCUUAAUCCUUCUUGCCUUAUACUACAGCGGCCUACUUCCCUUUGUACCAUUAAGGGAAACCUUUUUGGAGAUAGUCAUGCCAAGUAUUAUCUUAGAUGAAACAAAAUCAUUAGUGGAACUCAGCAGGAAGAAAAGACUUUUUAUCAGAUUCUGUGAUAUACUUCUAAUGAGGCCAUCCUUGUUCAAACACCUAGAAAAAAGAGGCAUUCAGCUUAUGGUUAAAUUAAUAUUUUCUCUUCAAACUUUGAAUAAUUAUCUCUUUCCUUCCUCUCCUUUUCUUUCUCCCUCCCUGUCCCUCUGCUUUUGUCUCUCCUCUCCGCACUUUCCCUCUGCUUUUGUCUCUCCUCUCCCAUUUCCCUCUUUUUGUCUCUCCUCUCCAGUUUUUCCCUUGCUUUUGUCUCUCUCUCCCACUUUCCCUCUGCUUUUGUCUCCUCUCCAUUUGACUUUCCUCUGCUUUGUCUCUCCUCUCCGCACUUUCCCUCUGCUUUUGUCUCUCCUCUCCGCACUUUCCCUCUGCUUUUGUCUCUCCUCUCCGCACUUUCCCUCUGCUUUUGUCUCUCCUCUCCGCACUUUCCCUCUGCUUUGUCUCUCCUCCUCUCUUUCCCUCUGCUGCUUUGUCUCUCCUCUCCUUUUUUUCCCUCUGCUUUUUGUCUCCUCUCUCUUUUUUCUCUGCUUUUGUCUCUCCUCUCUAAAAAUUCACUCUGCUUUUGUCUCUCCUCUCCAUUCUUUUCCUCUGCUUUUGUCUCUCCUCUCCCGUUGUUUUCCCUCUGCUUUUGUCUCUCCUCUCCAGAUUAUUUUCCCUUCUGCUUUUUUCCCUCUCAUAUUUUCUCUCUGCUUUUAUUUUCCUCUCUCUGCAUAA
This is a messenger RNA of Acanthosepion pharaonis, 1266 nucleotides long. The record is from the annotation of a GenBank genome assembly. NCBI's taxonomy places the organism in Eukaryota, Metazoa, Mollusca, Cephalopoda, Sepiida, Sepiidae.